Suillus fuscotomentosus is the source of this 1020-nucleotide messenger RNA. RefSeq names its product Aldehyde/histidinol dehydrogenase. Lineage: Eukaryota; Fungi; Basidiomycota; Agaricomycetes; Boletales; Suillaceae. The record is from RefSeq and is a predicted model, not a curated record. Gene Ontology annotation, cellular component: mitochondrial matrix. The transcript is spliced from 6 exons. Gene Ontology annotation, molecular function: L-glutamate gamma-semialdehyde dehydrogenase (NAD+) activity. Bases 1 to 783 code for a protein of 260 amino acids.
AUGCCUUGGAACGAUCGCGCCACCAUCUUCCUGCGUGCUGCAGAACUUCUUAGCGGCAAGUACCGUUACAGAUUGGCCGAGAUCGAUGCUGCCGCAGAGGUGUCUUUCCGUUUCGGCGUCAAAUGUGUCGAGGAGCUCUACACACAACAGCCUCCUAAGAACGCAGCAGGAUCAUGGAACUGCGUCGAGUAUCGUGCGCUGGAAGGCUUUGUUCUCGCAGUUUCGCCAUUCAACUUCACAGCGAUCAGUGGAAACCUUCCAGGUGUUCCCUCAAUCGUCGGUAACACAGUCGUAUGGAAACCUUCACCAGCAGCCACGUAUUCCAACUACUUGAUCUAUCAGAUCCUCGCGGAGGCUGAUGUUCCACCCAGCGUCAUUCAGUGCAUUCCAGGCCAUUUCCAGAAGUCAUCGCACCCCCAACUUUGCUGCGCUCCACCUCACAGGCAGCACGUUUAUAAUCAAGAACCUAUGGAAAGACAUCACCGCAAAUCCGGACAAGUAAAAAGGUAUCCGAGAAUCGUCGGUGAGACAGAAGGAAAGAACUUCCGUGUCAUCUACAAGUCGGCAGAGAUCCGAAAUGCAGUUUUGCAGAUCAUUCGAGUGAGCGAACGACGGUGUAACUACAUACCAACUAUGUCUCAACACCAAAUUCAACUUGGUUGUAUCUGGCGUCGCACGAUUCUUCGGUGGAGACGAAGCCGUACAAGCCAUAUUGACUAUCCACUGAUACAAUGCUCUCAGUGGCUUCGCCGUCGUCAAGUGCCUGAGCACCAUCGGGUCUGAAACGCACUUUUCUCUGGGCUUGACGAAAAGCCAUAAAAAGUUCUCGGGCUAAACAAGCAGUUGAGUCCUAAAAACAUCGCUUCUCUUGUAACCCAGAUGAACAAGGAGGCCCCCAAAGGCCGAUGUACCACACUGUCUAACAGUUUGGUUGAUAUAUGAUUGUACCUGACAGGCACCUCACUAGUAGUUGCCGGACAUUUGUGCGCUGCGUGGGUAUGAUAUUAUAAGUAGUUGUAG